AUGGCCUCAGGAGGGGGUGUAAGGGGCUGGCGAGCAAGUGGGCAGCUGCUGGGCUGGUGGGACAGAGAAGCCCAGGAACAGGCCCCUGCCUGGGCCAGAGAGGAGCCAGGAGUCAUGAGGGUGGCACUGGGCAUUCUCUGGCUCUUGGCCCUUGGGUGGCCCCCUCAGGCUCGGGCAUCCUGCCCAUCUCAGUGCAGCUGCAGCCUCCAUAUCCUGGGUGAUGGCGGAAAGGCCAGGACGGUGGUGUGCAAUGAUCCUGACAUGACCCUGCCCCUUGCCUCCGUCCCGCCGGACACCUCCAGACUGCGCGUGGAGCGCACGGCCAUACGCAGGGUGCCCGGUGAGGCCUUCAGGCCCCUGGGCCGCCUGGAGCAGCUGUGGCUGCCUUACAAUGCCCUCAGCGAGCUCAGCGCCCUCAUGCUGCGGGGCCUGCGACGCCUGCGGGAGCUGCGCCUGCCUGGGAACCGCCUGACCACUUUCCCCUGGGCAGCGCUCAGGGACGCUCCCCAACUGCGGCUGCUGGACCUGCAGGCCAACCGCCUCUCCGCAGUGCCGCCGGAGGCUGCACGUUUCCUAGGGAACCUCACCUUCCUGGACCUCUCCAGCAACCAGCUGAUGAGGCUCCCUCAGGAGCUGAUUGUCUCCUGGGCUCACCUAAAGACCGGCCUCUUUCUUCCAGGCCAUCACACCAGGUUGAUCCUAGGGCUGCAGGACAAUCCCUGGGUGUGUGACUGCCGACUUUAUGACCUAGUCCGUCUCCUGGAUGACUGGGCCCCAAGCUUGGCCUUCAUUGAGACCAGGUUGAGAUGUGCCAGUCCCCGCAGUCUGGCCGGAGUGGCCUUCAGCCAGUUGGAACUGAGGAAGUGCCAGGGCCCAGAGCUCCGUCCGGGGCCAGCCAGCAUCAGAUCUCCUUUGGGCAGCACAGUAUUGUUACGCUGUGGAGCCACUGGGGUCCCUGGGCCUGAGAUGAGCUGGAGGAGGGUCAAUGGCAACCCCUUCAACGGCACAGUGCACCGGGAAGUUUCCAGUGAUGGCACGAGCUGGACUCUGCUGGGCCUGCCUGCAGUGUCUCACCUUGACUCUGGCGACUACAUCUGCCAGGCCAAGAACUUCCUGGGAUCCUCAGAGACUGUUAUCUCCCUGAUUGUCACUGAGCCCCAGUCUUCCACAGACCACAGUGGGAGCCCAGAGGCGCUACGGGCAAGGACGGGUGAUGGGGCAGAAGCUGCUGCUUACAACAACAAGCUGGUGGCCAGGCACGUCCCCCAUUUUCCAGAACCUGCUGUCCUGGCCACUGGGCCCUCUGUGCCCAGCACAAAGGAGGAGUUGGCCCUCCAGCAUUUCCAGAUGGGUGUCCCAGGAGAACUCCCUGAUGGGCGAGCAGGACCUCAGGAGGCCCGACUGGUGAAGUCUCUCAAGGUGGUGGGGGACACUUACCACAGCGUUUCCUUGGUGUGGAAGGCCCCCAAGGCUAGGAACACAACUGCCUUCAGUGUCCUCUAUGCAGUCUUUGGGCAGCGCAACAUGCGGCGGGUGAUUGUGCAGCCUGGGAAGACCAGCGUCACCAUCAAUGGGCUGGCACCCAAGACUAAGUAUGUGGCAUGCGUCUGUGUGCGGGGUCUUGUGCCCCGGAAGGAGCAGUGCGUUAUCUUCUCCACUGACGAGGUGGUGGACGCCGAGAACACCCAGCGGCUCAUCAAUGUGGUGGUGAUCAGUGUGGCCGCCGUCAUUGCUGUGCCUCUCACACUGCUAGUCUGCUGCGGUGCUCUCCAGAGGCGCUGCCGCAAGUGCCGCACCAGGGGUUCCACGGAGGCCACGGGCACCUAUGUCAACCUGGAGAGGCUGGGCCACAGCGAGGAUGGCUUGGAAGAGCUGUCCCGGCACAGUCUCAGUGAAGGUGACAGGCUCCUCUCGGCCCGUUCCAGCGUGGACUCUCAGUACUUGGGGGCCAGGGGGGGCAGACGGAUCAAUGAGUACUUCUGCUGAGGGGCAUGCCCCCUCCACUUACACACCUGCCCCUGUCCACUGUCCUCCGACUCUUCAACACUCACUCUGACACUUGAGUAUGUGUUCACCCACUCUUAUCCACUUGGAUCUUGCUCACUCAGACACACACAAUAGCAGCAAGCAGCAGCGGCAGCAGUAACAACAGCAGCUGACAUGCAUUAAGCAUUUAUGUUGUGCCAGGAAGUGUUCUAAGUGC
Carlito syrichta (Philippine tarsier) is the source of this 2203-nucleotide messenger RNA. RefSeq names its product leucine rich repeat, Ig-like and transmembrane domains 1 (gene LRIT1). The record is from RefSeq and is a predicted model, not a curated record. The transcript is spliced from 4 exons. NCBI's taxonomy places the organism in Eukaryota, Metazoa, Chordata, Mammalia, Primates, Tarsiidae. Gene Ontology annotation, cellular component: endoplasmic reticulum membrane. Gene Ontology annotation, molecular function: protein binding. The coding region runs from base 1 to 1986 and encodes 661 amino acids.